This is a messenger RNA of Pseudophryne corroboree (corroboree frog), 5480 nucleotides long. It is a transcript of the gene JPH1, whose product is annotated as junctophilin 1. Lineage: Eukaryota; Metazoa; Chordata; Amphibia; Anura; Myobatrachidae. The record is from RefSeq and is a predicted model, not a curated record. The coding region runs from base 326 to 2299 and encodes 657 amino acids. Gene Ontology annotation, cellular component: plasma membrane; endoplasmic reticulum membrane; sarcoplasmic reticulum. The transcript is spliced from 6 exons.
AGAAGGCUCAUGCUGAAGCAAUGAGAGAGAGUGUCAGACAGCCUCCAACGAACCUAGGAAGUUUCCUUGAUACAGGCACAUCAGCCAGGGAAGGCAUAGCUAUUGGGAAUUAGAAAAAAACAAGCCACCAUCAAAUGAUUACCAUUCAAUGUUGACAAACAUCGGAAGGGCUACCAUUGAAUGCUAAAAACACUACCAUUGAAAUAGAAACAUCGAUGGUUCAGAAACAUCGGCCAUCGAUGUCCAUCCCUAGCACACAGGAGCUGCUGUCCCGCUCGGAGAGUCACCUGUGCCGGGAGUGCCAGCCCUGACCCAGCUCCCCUGAAUGACGGGCGGACGCUUUGACUUCGACGAUGGCGGCACCUACUGCGGCGGUUGGGAGGACGGCAAGGCUCACGGGCACGGCAUCUGCACGGGACCCAAGGGGCAGGGAGAGUACUCGGGAUCCUGGUCGCAUGGCUUCGAGGUAGUCGGGGUAUACACCUGGCCCAGCGGCAACACCUACCUGGGCUACUGGGCACAGGGCAAGAGGCAUGGGCUGGGCGUGGAGACUAAGGGCAGGUGGAUGUACCGGGGAGAGUGGUCCCAUGGCUUCAAGGGGCGAUAUGGGGUCCGCCAGAGUCUGUGUACCCCAGCCAGGUACGAGGGAACGUGGAGUAACGGGCUCCAGGACGGGUAUGGCAUCGAGACCUAUGGAGACGGAGGUACAUACCAAGGCCAGUGGAUGGGAGGAAUGAGACAUGGCUAUGGUGUGCGGCAGAGUGUUCCCUACGGCAUGGCUACAGUAAUCCGUUCUCCUCUUAGAACCUCUCUCUCUUCACUACGCAGUGAGCAAAGCAAUGGCACUGUACUGCAUGACCUAGGAGCAGACAGUCCUGCCGGGACACGAGGAGGCUUUGUGUUGAAUUUUCACAGUGACUCUGAGCUCAUGACUGGCAAGAAGAAAGGCUUGUUCAGGAGAGGCUCUCUUUUGGGUAGCAUUAAACUGCGGAAAUCUGAGUCCAAAAUCUCCAUAUCUAGCAAACGCAGCUCUGUCCGAAGCGAUGCGGCUAUGAGUAGAAUAAGCUCCAGCGAUGCCAACUCUACCAUUAGCUUUGGGGACGUAGACUCUGAUUAUUGUCCUGUAGAAGAUCACGUUGAUGCCACCACCACAGAAACCUACAUGGGGGAGUGGAAGAAUGAUAAGCGCACAGGGUUUGGGGUAAGCGAGCGGUCAAACGGAAUGAAAUAUGAGGGUGAAUGGCAGAACAACAGAAGACAUGGAUAUGGAUGUACCAUUUUUCCGGAAGGCACAAAAGAAGAAGGGAAGUAUAAAAACAACGUUUUAGUCCGUGGAAUAAGAAAGCAGCUUAUACCGAUAAAGAACACCAAAACGAAAGAGAAGGUAGACCGUGCCAUUGAGGGAGCCCAGAGAGCGGCAGCCGUGGCGAGGACUAAAGUUGAGAUAGCUGCUUCCAGAACAGCACACUCUCGUGCGAAAGGGGACGCGGCUGACCAGGCGAGCCAGGCUGCGCGCCAGGAGUCCGAUAUAGCGAGGGCUGUAGCGAGAGAACUCUCCCCAAGCUUCCAUCAGCCAGGGCCAGAUUACAUUAGGCAAAAGUUUCAAGAGGUUGUGGAGGUUAAAGAGAAUAUUGAGGAAAAGUUGCCCAACAAACCGCCUUCCCCGAAAGAGUCGCCACAUUUUUAUAGGAAAGGGACGACACCACCGAGAACUCCAGAGGAAAAGCGAAAGCAACUAAAAAAGACUCCUUCACAGGAUUCAAAGAGGCACAGUUCUAACGCGGUGCCCGUGUCUCCUCCCAGUCCCGACAAAAAAAGUCUAUCCAUUGAGAAUCUGCCUGCUUCUUCCAAUAAACCCACACCUCCUAAAGCUACUGUGAAAGAGGAGGCUAUUGCCAAACCAUCGCUAAAAGCAUCAUUAAGUCACAAUCCAAGCAGCACCGGGAAUGGUGAACUGCACUCAGACUUCCAUAGCUACUAUGGAAAAGUUAACCCAUUAUUGCCUUCAGGUGUAAAAGUUGACUCCAACCCAAAAAAGCAAAUAACAACAAUAGCAAAUGUACCACCGCCCCAGAAGCAGAGUCCCAAGAAGCCCCUAAUAAAUCCAGUAGCCAAAGAAAGUAAGCCUGAGGCAAACGCUAAGAAGCCCAAUCAUGUGACACCAAAGAAUCAAACCAAUAAUGAUUCACUUCCACCUGUUGUAACUGAAACUAACUCGAGACCCAAUUCAGUCAUGAUUGCCCUGGUCAUGCUUCUAAAUGUUGGGCUUGCCAUUCUAUUUGUCCAUUUCCUCACCUGAUUGGAAGGCUGCUAGUACAGUAUCGUCUGAACAACCAGAUAUGUCGGCACGCAAUUCCCGCCACUUGUGUCAUAAGCCGUUUUUAUGGCACCUACCAUAUAUGGAUGCGGGAAAAGAAGGCUUGGACUUAAGUUUGAGAAGCAAGAUCGUUGAAACUUCAAAAACAAACAAACAAAAAAUAAUAUUGUAUAUGUAUGUGAGCCUGUGGGCCUCAGGUCUUUUGGUAGUGAUUUACUGCUCUUGAGUUCCACAGAAAGGGGGAAGUCGUCGGCCAUGAUGGAGAAGGCAGAACAAAAUGUGCUGAAACCGCCUAGUCAGAGAAAGUGGCCGCUCUGUCUGUCCCAGCAGAGUGUGAUUGAACUGGAAAUGUACAGACCAGCACUUUCCGUUGACGGAAGCAAACAGCUGCCUUACUAUUUUGCCACCUGACGUUUAUAGAGUGGAGAUAGGGAUACGACUGCCAGAGGAAUGUGCUCAUAGGAUUUGCUGUGGAUGCGGUUCCAAAGCUUUGCUCCUAUCUCAGAAGAAAUAGUUAGCAGCAUCACUCACCAGUCUUAUUCCAUUACCUGAUGCUUUUAACAUCUCCUGCAGCAUUCUGGAAGAUAGUGUUUCGUGUGCUUGUGCAUGUAGGCUAGUUUCUCUCUACCUAUAAACCUUACGAAUAGCCAUAGUCGCUCACCCCAGUGACAGGGGAAACAGGGACAAAGUCUUCAGUUUGACGCACACAAUCUGCAAAUUACAAACUAUUUAGUAUUUCUUUUAUGCUCUAGUCAUACAGUUUGCACCCUUCCUCUACGCACAGUGUAGGUGUCCGUUUUGGGAGUGUGAAAAAGUAUGCAUUCGGACACUGCCAGGAGCUAGAGGCUUCAAUGUGACCUCAUGCCUAUGCGGUGUUGCUCAUCCCGAUAUAAUUCUAUUUAUCCUGAUGUCCAUAUUGGUUCAGCCCACAGACUGGCUGCCUCCACUGCAUAGAGGUAACAGGUGCAUGUGACUGUCUUUAAGCUUCAUUUUAGUUUCUUCUGUACUCCGUUGACGGCACUGAAGAAAUAAUCUAUUCACAAUGGUCUUUUUAGCUUGUCAGGUCCCCUGAGCUGUGUAGUAUUCCUGUACUUUCUCAGCAAACAGUAUGUACAAGUGUGUACAUAACAAGGACUUGACAAAUCCCAGGAGCCACAGCUAGCACCUAAAGUUACACUGCCAAUAUAUAUUUCACAAAGAUCUAUUAUAAAUAGGUGAAUUUGCAUCUAUACUGGGAAUUUAGAGAAACUAGGCUGGCUCCUAAAUCCUGUUCUUAUUUGUACGUCCCUGCAGUGUACAAAUAAAUAUAUAUCAUUUUAUAUGGAUUCAUAAUUAAACACACAAUAUUUGGAGAUUGAUAAUUUGAUAUACACACAUAUAUACGCAGGUGGUGCAUGUAUGUGCAAUAGUUUAGUGUAAUAAUGUAGUAGAGUUAAUUCAAUUGGACUAUGUCCCAUCAUAUUUUCAAGAUUUAUGUUAAGUUUAAUAGUUUGCUUAGAACUUUAUUUUUAUGUCUGGAAAGGCAGUUAAGGGAAAAAUGUGAUGAAAAGAAAAUAAUGUACAUUUAUAAAAGGUCUCAGGCCUGUUGAUUUUUUCUGUCAUCUUUGCUAUUGGAAGCCAAUUAGCACAAUAACUUACAUUUAUACAUUUAUUACACAUUUUAAUGGGACACGAAUCAUCUAUAUUGAUUAUUUUAAUUGUACAUUUAAAAUCUAAUAUAACCUGUAGAAGUGUAUAGUUGCUCGCCAAUUUUACUAAUUUAGUAUAACAAGACUGUCUGCAUGACUGAAUGGAGCAAGAGCUGAAAGCAUGAAAUAACCUGGUCAUUGGAAUUGCACACACAGGGCUUCCAAACCAGUACAUCAGGGAGAAAAUUUUAACACGUUCUUGUAACAUUGACAACAGACAGGGCCCUUUGUUUACAGGCAUAAUGGGAAACCCAUUUUAAUGACCGUUUAAAAACCAAUCAGUUUGUCACAAAAAAAUAUAACUAUCGACUCUUUAUUCAGUGAUUAGUAGCGUGCCAUAAACACCAUCAUCGCCCGAGCUGUAGGUGUGGUGUGCCCUCCUUAGUGUCUUAAAUGGAUCUUUAAACCCGAGCUUCAAUUGCUGGUUUAAUGUGCAAUUGGUUACACAGCACAUAUAAUAUUUUUAUAUUUCAGAGCUUGUUUGUUUACUAGCAUAAGUUUUAUUUAUUUAUUUAUUUUUGGGGUUUCUUUUACCUUUUGGGUUGUUUUUGUUUUUUAGUGUUUCUUUUUUGUUUAUGGGAAGAAGAAAAAACAUUUUAACUUGAACCACUGUUCAGAAAAGGGCUUGGAUAUAAAAUAUAUACAGUAGCUUCUCUAUAUAGAGAAGUUCUCCUGGUUUGAUCUUCGGUUGCUCUGUAACACUUGUAAGUAGUCUGCAUGGCUUAAUGCAAUGCUGAGUAUUACUGGUAUUAGCUAUCCUUUUGAAGUGUCAUAUUACGCAUGGUGUGAACCAAACCAUAAUACUGUAGCAUUGUCUCUUUUUUUUAUAUUCGUAUUUUGAGGGGAGGAAGUUUUUUGUUUGUUUUUUUAGUUUGUUUGGGGGGGGGGGGUUUCAACCCUUUGUGUGAACAGCCUGUAAUAAACACUGAUAGAAAAAUAAAAUGUAUAUUAAAAUAUUGUUCUAUAUAGUUUUAGUUAGAGUAAUACAAACACUGAAUUGUUGUUUAAACAUAUAUAUAUUUGCCUCCUGUAUAGCCCAGAUGCCUCUUAGAUGGGAAGUCUACAUUUCUUACGGAAAUAUUGUUUCUUAUAAAUGUUUCCCAUAUUUUUUUUCCUUAGAGAUAAUGGGUGAUAAACCACUUCUAACAAUGUUUAUAAAUGAAAUAAGCAUGUUGGUUAAAUUUAUAUGUAUGAUUUAUAGGCUUUUAUAAUAACAAAGCUGUAACAGAAAAUGUUGGUAUUUUUCUAAAGAUGUGCACAGCUGUAUUUUACAUAAAAAUGUUAUUUAUAAUUGGUUGUUAUACUGUACACUACAUUUUGGACAGCAAGCAGUCUGCCAAUGGUACUAUCAAUGGAAUGUUAUUUAAUUUCCUUGCUUGAUAAGUUUCCCUUAUUUAUAAACCUGAAACUAAAAUGUUUAACUUAUGAUUUUUAAAACUUCACUUGAUCCAAUAAAAAUGUUAUUAUCCCCCGAG